This is a messenger RNA of Chara braunii, 1009 nucleotides long. The record is from the annotation of a GenBank genome assembly. Lineage: Eukaryota; Viridiplantae; Streptophyta; Charophyceae; Charales; Characeae.
GUGUAGAACUGUGUGAGUGGCGCAGCUAAUGGGGGGAGAGAUGGAUUUGGUAGGGAAGCUACCACAACAAGCAGAAGAAGGGAUUACCACACUGGAGGAGGGAUACAAGCAGAUGCAGACGAUAGUGGGGUUGCUUAUGCAACGGCAGCAAGAAGGGGGGGAGAUCGAUGGGGGAGCGAUUUCGAUGGACCAGUGGUUGGAAGAUAGGAUUCAGGAGUUGUUAGAUAUCUUGUGGGAGCUGGAGGAGGGGCCAGAUCCCCGGCCCGAUGUCUACAUCGACUGGAGGCGGGCGGAUGACAGGUUGGCUGCUUGCAGAACCCUCUUCACAUUGGGGCGAGAUCUACGCAAUCAGUUGGAGUAUCGGUAUGGAUUGCUGGCAGAUGAAGAUGAUUGCGGCGAAAACACAAAUAACAGCGACAACAUCAGUUACGGCGACAUCAAUGAUAGGGACGGUGUCAACAAUAACAAUGAUGGGGGAGGCGACGUCCACGGCUGCAGCAUGAUGGGAGCGAUACAACAGGUGGACGCAGAAGAUAAUGGAGACGUCAACAACAACAACAACCACAACAAUAACAACAAUAUCAACUAUAGCAACAACAACAAAAACUAUGGUGCGCAGGGAUUGAGAUUGGGCGUAAUGGGCGAAGGGGGUGUGAAGGAUGACAGUAACAUCAACAACGAUGGCGAGAACAACAACGGCGAGAACAACAACAACAACAACAACAACAACAGCAACAGCAACAGCAGCAGCAUGAAGGUGGAAUUGAGAGAAGAAAGGGUGACGAACCAUGCUGAUGCCACAAUUGAUAGUGACGAGUAUAAGGGGGGAGAUGGUGCGUGGUGGGUUGACCUGAUGUUGCGUUCGUAUCAGGUCGUGGCAGAGAGGGCUGCUGUCGGUGGUGAGAGGAAACAUGCCUUCAAUGAGGCAGGAGAGGGGGAGACUUAGUGGAGUUGGGGCUACUGGCAACGACGGCAGCAGCGGCGGUGACGGCAACGGCAAAUACAGAAA